AUGUUCCAUCGGAUACUUGCCAGUCUCUUGGUAGCCGCGGCCAUUGUCCAGGCUGUCCGAGCGAGCAAAAACACGAACGCGGAUGUCUCCGUGUACGGGGAUGAAGUAGGCAUCAAGCGAUUUGCGUGGGUGACAAGCCAUCUCCAAAAAGGAGAUAGGCUUGCUCGCUCGGGGGCGCCCGACUUCGGAGGCGAGGACACCGACCAGUACUUGUCAGGUCGAGGUCUCCAAUUUCUCAAGUCUCAAGGCAUCACCCACGUCAUCAGCGUCAAUUCAGCGGCCAAAUUUAAGACCAUGGAAAGAGCCCUGGCGAAAGGCGGCAUCGCAUAUACGCCACUGCCUGUCAAGGACCGGGGCGUACCGUCUCUUGGGGAUUAUGAGAAGGCGUGGAACGCGUUCAAGGCACAUCGGACCGGUGCCACUCUUGUCUGGUGCGGCUACGGCCAUGGCCGGACGGGUGCGAUGAUUACUGCUCUGCAGAUGUUUGCGGAGCACGAGGGUCCAAGGCCGCACCUUUUCACACAUGCUGACUUUCAGGCCAACAUUGUCGAAAAUGAUGGACAGCGCAACAGCCUCCUGGCAUUGCAGAAAAUGCUUUUCGAAAGACGCCCGAAGUAA
This is a messenger RNA of Purpureocillium lilacinum, 618 nucleotides long. The record is from RefSeq and is a predicted model, not a curated record. Lineage: Eukaryota; Fungi; Ascomycota; Sordariomycetes; Hypocreales; Ophiocordycipitaceae.